CCUGCGUUGCUUCUAGUCUCUCUUCCCAUCCUGAAGAAGGUAGAAAUGAGCAGGAUUUUCCCCAAAUCCCAGUAUCCUCUUGGAGGGCGUGGCCGGAGGAGGCACACUAUAUAAACCGGAGACCAGAGCGCAUUCGUUCCAGUCUUCCUUGGCGCCACUCGCGUUUACCUCCUUCCGCGGUCGCUCAGGUCUUCCUUGGAGAAGCUACCCAAGGGACACCGAAGGGCAAGCCGUCGCCCAGCUUCCUGAGUGGCACUCAGAUCCAGGUGGACUGGCAAACUCGGAGAGGAAAGGACAGGCUUCUGGUUCCAGACACCGCCUCCACUUCCAAAAGGUUUUGGACAUCUCCUUGUCUCCACGUUGCUGGAACUGACUUCUUGCUCAACUGGCUGACUCACUCAAUGGAGACAAAGAGAACUAAUGCUUCGUGCUGACUCACAUUUGAAUCAAAGCAUCAGGGAGUCAGUCUGCCUUGUUGGUGGGAAGAGCCAGUGAUACUUUUCUAUCACUAAGCUUCCUAAGGCUUCUGAAGAUAAGAUAUUCAGAGGAAUAUAUAUACACUUUCUUUUGAACUUUUAUAACAAAUACUUGCUCUAGUUUUGAAGCCCCCGGGCUGCUGGGGAGUGACGAGUGUUACAAGUGGCCUUACUCCAUUUCCAGAAACCCUCACCUGGAUUCUCACUUGACACGCAGUCCAGAGUGGCAGGAACAUGCCGACUCAGUCCCUCUUAGUGUACAUGGACGGCCCGGAAGUCAUCGGCAGUUCUCUUGGCACCCAGAUGGAGCUAGAUGAUGCCAUAUCAAUGAAAGGGGCCACUGCUGUCCCUUUCAGAGCCACACAGGAGAAGAAUGUCAUCCAGAUUGAAGGCUACACGCCUUUGGACUGCAUGUUCUGCAGUCAGACCUUCGCACACUCUGAAGACCUCAACAAACACGUCUUAACGCAGCACCGGCCCACCCUCUGUGAGCCCGCGGUCCUGCGUGUGGAGGCAGAGUACCUCAGCCCUCUGGACAAGGGUCAGGUGCAGACGGAGUCUCCCAAGGACGAGAGUGGCAAAGACAGCGAAGACCUGAGCUGCGAGGUAUGUGGGCAGACGUUCAGAGUCGCGUUCGAUGUGGAGGUCCACAUGAAGAAGCACAAGGACUCUUUCACCUACGGGUGCCACGUGUGUGGCCGGAGGUUCAAGGAGCCCUGGUUUCUGAAGAACCACAUGCGGACCCACAACGGCAAGUCGGGGGCCAAGGGCAAGCUGCAGCAGGGCUCCGAGAGCCCAGCCACCAUCAACGAGGUUGUCCAGGAGCAGGCCGCCGAGAGCAUCUCCUCUCCUUACAAAAUCUGCAUGGUUUGUGGCUUCCUAUUUCCAAAUAAAGAAAGUCUAAUUGAUCACAGGAAGAUGCACACCAAAGACGUGGCUUCCGGUGGCAGCAGUGCUCAGGCGGACUCUCAGCUGGCGGGGAUGCCAGCCCCCAGCGACGAGCUCCUGCAGUUCCUGAACCUGAGGCCCACAGCGUGCCCCGAAACUGGGAAGCACCCCGCCAGAUGGAUCCCUCAGCUCGACCCCUUCACCACCUACCAGGCCUGGCAGCUGGCCACCAAGGGCAAAGUCGCCGUCUGCCGGGAGGUGAAGGAGCAGCCCGGGCAGGAAGGGAGCACAGACAACGACGAUUCGGACAAAGAGGAGCUUGGAGAAAUCUGGAGUGCAAGCAAAAGCCACCCCGAAGGUUCUGGAAAGUCCAGAACGAGCAGGAGCGGCUGUGCCGGCCUUGCCCACGACAAGGAGAAGCCUAGACAUGCGAAUGGUGAAGUGCCUUCUGGGGACUCGGACCCCAAGUUGUCCAGCAACAAGGAGAAGCCCACGCAUUGCUCCGAGUGCGGCAAGGCUUUCAGAACCUACCACCAGCUGGUGCUGCACUCGAGGGUCCACAAGAAGGACCGGAGGAUGGACGCAGAGUCGCCAACCACGGCUGUGGACGGGAGGCAGCCGAGGAUGUGCUCUCCUGACCUCGCCGGCACCCUGGACGAGCACGGGGCUGGGGACCGAGACGGCGGCUCCGAGGACGGGUCCGAGGACGGGCUCCCCGAAGGCUUGCAUGUGGAUAAAAAUGACGAUGGAGGCAAAAUAAAGCAUCUUACAUCCUCAAGAGAAUGUAGUUACUGUGGAAAGUUUUUCCGUUCCAAUUAUUACCUCAAUAUUCAUCUCAGAACACAUACAGGUGAAAAACCGUACAAAUGUGAAUUCUGUGACUAUGCUGCGGCCCAGAAGACCUCGCUGCGGUACCACUUGGAGAGACAUCACAAAGAUAAGCAGGUCGACUCGGCCGCUGAGGUCAAGAGCGAUGGGAAAAACCAGGAGGCCGAAGAUGCACUACUCGCCGCCGACAGUGCGCAAACCAAAAAUUUGAAAAGAUUUUUUGAUGGUGCCAAAGAUGCUAAAGGCAGUCCACCUGCCAAGCAACUUAAGGGGGUGGCCCCUGCCUUUCAGAGUGUCCUGGGCAGCACUGUCCUUUUGCCAGUACACAAAGAUACUCAGGAUUUCCAUAAAAAUGCAGCCGAAGACAGUGUGGACAGAAUGAGCAGAAACCCUGCCCCUGCUCAUUUGGACGUGUUGAAGAAGAGACCCACUGUUGAACCCCAGGCCGGUGGCCUCGUCUGCAGAACAGAAGGGGGUGUCCCCCCUCCUCCUCGCCCAGAUGCCACUGCCACCUGGAGUACUGGAGCCACGAAGGUGGAGGUGGCAGUGGCCGGCAGUGUGAAGCCAAGCAUGGACUGUCAAGAAAAGCCUUUAAACUUAUCCCUCGGGCCGCUUAACAGCUGCCCGGCGAUUUCUCUGAGCAAGAGUCUGAUCCCUAGCAUCACCUGCCCGUUCUGUACCUUCAAGACCUUUUAUCCCGAGGUUCUCAUGAUGCACCAGCGGCUGGAGCACAAGUACAAUCCCGACAUCCACAAAAACUGUAGAAGCAAGUCUUGGCUCAGAGGCAGGCGCACUGGCUGCCCGCCUGCUUUACUGGGAAAAGACGUGCCGCCCUUGUCCAGCUUGCCCAAGCCCAAGCCCAAGCCCACCUUCCUGGCCCAGUCCAAGACCCUGCUGUUGGAGAAGGGGAAGCCGGGCCCCCCAGGGCCAAGCAAAGCCCCUCUGACCUCAGGGACUGACUCUAGCACUUUAGCCCCCAGCAACCUGAAGUCGCACAGGCCACUGUCCAGUGUCGGGACGCAGGGGGCUCUGGCUACCAGGCAGCCGUCAGAGAUGUUUCCUAAAAGUGGAGUUUCUCCUGCCCUGGAGAAGACAAAGAGGCCGGAGGUGAAGUUCAAGGCCCCGGGAGUCUCUGUGUCCCAGCCAGCGCUGGGUGGCAGCACCAUGAACGGCUCAGAUUUCCCUGCCAAGCACGAUGGCCCGUGGGCACCCCCCGGGAGAGACUAUUUCUGUGGCCGCAGCGCAGGAGGUGCCGGCCCGGAGCUUGGAGAGCCGCUUCCCAAAAGGCCAAAACCCGGGCCGGCGGCCCUGGACACGGAGCAGCCCGGGCCUCACUACAGAAGGGGCCUCGACCUGCCCAAGUACCAGAUGGUCCGUGGGAUCACAUCGUUGCUGCCCCAGGAGUACACGUGCCCGCCGCCGCCGCCGGCGGUGCUGCCCCCCAAGCCACGGUUCCUGGCCUCCGGGGAGAUCGACUCUGCGAAUGUGUUGACUGUGCACAAGCCCUACGGCGGCCCGGGCCCGCUCUACACGCGCAGCCCCUCGGGGGCAGCGGCCGGCUCCGCACUCGAAGGAAAAAGGCCUGUAUCGUAUCAACACUUAUCUAGCAGUAUGCUGCAGAAGAGGAGUUAUGAGAGUUUUAUUGGGAGCGCACAUUAUCGACCAAAUGACAAAAACACUUGAUUUCCUACUUGGGGGAGAAAGGUCUCGGCGAUGGAUGUGUGUACUCUGUGUGAAGGGAAGCCAGUCCAUCUUCUGAGAAAGCGGCCUGAGAGCUACUGAAAGAAGCCGUGAUUGAUUGUACUGUACAUAGAAUGCGGGAACACUACAGUGCUGGGGCGUCCACUCUCGUACCAAAUAGCAAUAAAAACUCGUCGGAGCAGUGGGGUUGUACACGGUGGAGACCAGAGAGCUCUAUUUUGUCCCUGAAUAAUAUUUUUUUUACAAUUGACCAAAUAAGUGGAGUUUUUGCAUACUUGAGCGCUGCUGAAAAGAAUCAUUUGGGAUGGGGGGGUGGGGCGGGGAGAAGGUAUAUGAUGCUUGCACCUCAGGUAAAAUCUGUAAAUAGAUAAGUUGUACCUGCUUGUUCAAAUACCCUGUGUAUUCUUUUUCUCACAUAGCUCAUCACUUUGAGCAGUUCCUUGCUAUUUGUGCUCUUUCAUUUAAAUUGUACGUUUUAAAAUAAUUUCUUGAUGAUUUUGUAUUAUGUUAAAUCAUCCGCAGUCUGUUGUCUUGAACUCGUUACUGGAGGCAGCAGCUCCUGAGGCCGAGAGCGGUGCGCACCGAGGUCAGCGGCUCCGAGCGCAGCGCCUCCCUUUGCAGGCGCCUGGCAGCCCCUGUCCGCGCUCCAGCCCUUCCAAGGGACCCCCCCCCCCCCGGGGGUCUUAGGCGCAUGUGUCUACAGAGACUCAUUUCCUCUGUAGAGCGGCCGGCUGCCCAGUGAACGUACCAGAUUGUAUGUGGAGCUACUGAAUAGAGUUUCCUGUCAAAUUAAUCAUUUUUGUUGGAAAAUGCAGUGUUUGGGGCACUCGUCUGAAUUAGUAGAUAAAAACUAUAAACGCUAAAUUAUACAUGUGAUGUACAGUUAUUGGAAGCAAUUUUCAUGGAAAUGAAAGUUGCGGGGUAAUUUUAGGUUGUAUUUGGGGUCUCGGUGCGUCCGCAUUGGGGCCGACAGCGGGUGCGUUGAGACCCGCUGACUUUGACGAGAACUGCUGGCCGAGCCCUCCGGUGACAAUGACCAGGGAAGGAGGGACCCGUUUCCACCUGGUCUUCCCGCUUUUGGUUUUAAAGCAGCAGCGUUUCUCAGUACACAUGCAGUUUGGGUUUUAAAGACAGAGUGGCCGCCAGGUGGCCUACCAGAUGUUUUAAACUCUGUUCCCGUAAUUUGCAGUUCCUGGCUGAGUUUCUUCAGCAGUCCCCGGGGUUAGCAACCACGAAAUGUUUUAUUAAGAAACUGUUUUCAAAAAUAAAUUUGCACUGUUGAUGUUUCAUGUCCUAAGGGUAAAGUACUGAAAGAAUUCUGAUUUUUUGUUUGUUUGUUUAUUUUCAUUAUGCAACAUGAAGCAAAGUUGAUCGCGAAGUCUUAACUCCCGCCACAGGGAGGCCUCAUUGGAGAUCAAUCUGCUGGCCUUGCAAUUAAGUGCUUCGUACCAGGAGGGUGGACAGUAUUCGCCCUUUUUCCUGUUCACAAGCUGAGCCAUAUGUACAGAAUCUAGAUUUUCGUUUUCAUAGUUUUGCACUUUUAUAGCCUAUUUUUGAAGAUUAACACAUUUGCAAAGAUGAUUGACUUGAUCGUGGCCCAGUCCCAUGAGUGUCACUGAGGGCGCUCCGACUCCGAGGGACAUCUUCAGAGGGGCCGCAGCGCAGUGGGGGGCUGACUCGGAAACCUGUAUUUAAAACAAAUCACCAAAUCUAUUUGAAAGCAAGUCGGUUUGUGCUGUGCUGAAAUUAUUGGGGUUUUUGUAUUUCUCCUUUGUAGCCACAUUUCUGAAAGCGUAAAAAUACCCGUUUUUUUUCUUUUUCACAGCCCUUGUAUUCCAAUUUUUUUUUUUUGCCCAUCAGUAUUAACUAUUGGGAUACUACUGGUUUUGUAUGUUUUUUUUUCUUUGAGACAACAGUACAUAUAAUAGAGGUACAAUCUGUUGGAUUUUUGUUUAUGUAUUUAUUUCAUUCCAGUUUGAUUUAUUUUAAUUGUUGAUACUUAAGUUGUCAAACAGUAGACAUGACCUGUUUUAUUUAUGAUAUAUUUCAGCUUAAAGUUAUGUUAUUAUAUGUGGAUGUAAAUACAGGUUU
Molecule: messenger RNA, 5984 nt
Organism: Artibeus jamaicensis (Jamaican fruit-eating bat)
Lineage: Eukaryota; Metazoa; Chordata; Mammalia; Chiroptera; Phyllostomidae
Gene: ZNF217
Product: zinc finger protein 217
Exons: 8
Coding region: 711-3875 (1054 amino acids)
Biological process (GO): regulation of DNA-templated transcription
Cellular component (GO): nucleus
Molecular function (GO): RNA polymerase II cis-regulatory region sequence-specific DNA binding; DNA-binding transcription factor activity, RNA polymerase II-specific
Source: RefSeq, a predicted model, not a curated record